Messenger RNA from Aspergillus oryzae RIB40, 783 nucleotides. RefSeq lists its product as uncharacterized. The transcript has 3 exons. Gene Ontology annotation, molecular function: protein binding. The coding region runs from base 1 to 783 and encodes 260 amino acids. The record is from RefSeq and is a predicted model, not a curated record. NCBI's taxonomy places the organism in Eukaryota, Fungi, Ascomycota, Eurotiomycetes, Eurotiales, Aspergillaceae.
AUGGCCGGGGUGGUUCUAUUCACCCUCUAUUUAUAUACACUGACACAGUAUGCUCUCGCGGCGGAGACAAACUGCAGUCGCAUAUUCCAUUCUGCCGUCAUCAGCAAUGGAAAACUUUACAUCGAUGGCGGUGAAAUGCACACCAGGUGGCCGAACGAAACGAUCACUACGAAGCCAAUUGAUGACCUCGAGACCAUUGAUUUAACAAAAUCCUGGGUCAACUCGGACACCGAUUUGUACACUUACAUCCCAAAGCCCCUCGCUAACAAUACUGCGAUAUACCUGGAUGAGGGGGCCGCCUGGUCGGAUGGUGACAACCUCUUCUUCUACGGGGGCUAUGUCAGUGGAGUAAAUGGUCCUUCGGUCCCUCCUCUCGGAACAUGGAAAUAUAACAUCGCAUCCAACGAAUGGACUCAUAACGGAUUUUCGGGUGCUGCACUGGUACGACUUUGUCAGGGAGGUGCAGUCCAGUCUUCGAGCAAGGCCUACUACCUCGGUGGCUCCUUAAACCCCGGAGGCAACCCCAGCUUUGCCGGCACCGCGGGAGCGGAUGUAUACAUGGACCCGGGAUUGAUUACACUCGAUAUGGAUAAACAAGAAUGGACAAACGCAUCAACUGCCGAUAUGAAUGAAUGGGGAACCAUAGGCGACGGAUAUACGAGCCUGCUUGAAUCGGCUGGAGAGGAGGGCGCCAUAGUAGCCUUUGGCGGGUAUAAAUAUUCAGUUGGCCAGACGCUGUCAUAUUUGGCCUAUAGGCAAAAUGAGACAAUUCAUCGGGUAUGA